Molecule: messenger RNA, 756 nt
Organism: Emiliania huxleyi CCMP1516
Lineage: Eukaryota; Haptophyta; Isochrysidales; Noelaerhabdaceae
Exons: 1
Coding region: 1-756 (251 amino acids)
Biological process (GO): monoatomic cation transport; transmembrane transport
Cellular component (GO): membrane
Molecular function (GO): monoatomic cation transmembrane transporter activity
Source: RefSeq, a predicted model, not a curated record
AUGUCGUUCGACUGCACGUCGCCAGGGCCGCGAGAGGCCUUCGCCAUAUCCGUCCUCUCGCUCGUUCUGACCACAGCGGCAGCGGCUGCGGGGAUCGUGCUUGCCCUUCGGCUCGGCUCGACGGCCACGCUCGGCUUUGGCCUGGAGAACCUCGUCGACUGCGUCUCCUCGUUGCUGGUCGCUUGGCGAUUCUGGGGUGGGGGAGAGGGCACCAACGAGCACAUGCUUGCGUUGAGAGAGGAGCGCGCCGCUAUCGGCAUCGCCCUCUGCUUUGUACUUCUCGCCAUCGUCGUCGGAGGCGCCGCGUUGAUGGAGGUUCUGACGGGACACGACGCUGAACCGCCGGGCGGCGACGGCGAGGGUGGCUCCGCCCUGCUGCUCCUCCUCACCGCGCCGAGCGCAGCCAUCUUUGCGGCGCUCGGGUUGCUAAAACUACACAUCGGGGCCGCGGUCGAAUCGGCCUCGCUCAAGGAGGACGGCACCUGCACCCUCGCCGGCGCGCUGCUCUCUCUCGGCGUGUGCGUCGGCGUCGGGCUGGUGAGUGUGGAUCCGUCGCUGUGGUGGGCCGACGCCGUGGUGGCCCUAGUCGUCGCAGCCGCGCUGCUACUGCACGGAGGCCACACUCUCCUCGCCGCCGCCCGCCGCUCGAAGGCGUGGUGGAGGAAGCGCUUCUGGAAGCUUCGCGGCUUCGUCCCCUUCCCGCAGGAGAUGCUGGAGCGUCACGACGAGGGGGAGCGGCCCGACGAGAAGAUCUAG